Anthostomella pinea is the source of this 654-nucleotide messenger RNA. NCBI's taxonomy places the organism in Eukaryota, Fungi, Ascomycota, Sordariomycetes, Xylariales, Xylariaceae. The record is from the annotation of a GenBank genome assembly.
AUGCCCGUCCAAGUCCUAGAGGCAGAAGAUGCCGACAUGGACCGCCUCAUCGAGGUCGCCUCCCUAGCCUUCCAGCGCAAUGAGCCCAUGUGGGAUCUCAUGUGGCCCCUCCACUGGGAGACUUCUGGCCGCAAACAAGCAGCCGACCGCAUGCGAGAGAUCCGCAAGUCAAGUCCGCAUGCCAAAUACAUGAAGGCCGUCGACGCCGACUCCGGAGUAAUUAUAGGCAUGGCCAAGUGGAUCAUCUACUCCAACAAUACCCUGCCCGGCAAGAGCGAAGUCAAGCACGUCAACUACUGGAACGACGAAGAGGAAAUGGCGUUUGCGUCGAUUAUGGCUAAGCUCUUCCUUGAAGAGCGGAACGCUGCUAUCAGGAAGUCGGGAGGGAAUCUUGUAUGCUUGGACGUUCUUGCGAUUGAUCCCGAGUAUCAGAGACGGGGUGUUGGUGUCGCUUUGGUCAGGUGGGGGACAGACAAGGCUGAUGAGUUGGGGGUGGAGGCUGUGGUAGAGAGUUCGGUUUAUGGGAAAGGGUUGUAUGAGAAGAAUGGGUUCGUGUUUGUGAAGGAUGUUGAGGUGAAGAGUCCUUUCAAGGGGAAGGAUAGGAGUGGGGGGAAGUUCGCUUGGUUGGUUAGGCCUAAGAAGGGAGGGCGGUGA